UUAGGCUGAAGAUGGAUGCCCCAAUGUUACAGAGGAACUUUGGAGAAUCAUCAUCCAGGACCUGCCAGAAGCCACAAGAAAAAAAUGGGGAGGGUUUUUCUCACGGGAGAAAAAGCCAACUCAGUAUUAAAACGCUACCCAAGAGCCAAUGGGCUUUUUGAAGAAAUAAGACAGGGCAACAUUGAACGUGAGUGCAACGAAGAAGUCUGCACAUAUGAAGAAGCAAGAGAGGCUUUUGAAAAUCACGAAAAAACUAAAGAGUUCUGGAGCACCUACACAAACGCACAACAAGGAGAGACCAAUAGAGGAAGUGACUGGUUUCAAUUUUAUCUUACUUUUCCAUUAAUCUUUGGCCUCUUCAUUAUUCUCCUUGUCAUCUUCUUAAUCUGGAGAUGCUUUCUAAGAAACAAAACUCGGAGACAGACAGUAACUGAUAGCCACAUUCCUUUCCCUCAACGCCUUAACAUUAUUACUCCACCUCCUCCACCAGAUGAAGUCUUUGAUAACAGUGGAUUGUCUCCAGGCUUUUUGGAAUACGUUGUUGGGCGCUCAGAUUCUGUCUCCACUCGCCUUUCCAACUGUGAUCCCCCACCGACCUAUGAGGAAGCCACUGGCCAGGUGAACUUGAGAAGGAGCGAAACAGAACCUCAUUUAGACCCACCACCAGAAUAUGAGGACAUAGUCAACUCUAGCUCAGCUAGUGCCAUUGCUAUGGUGCCUGUGGUCACCACCAUCAAAUGAAGCUGCAAACCUAGUUUGACUCUAAUCAUUUCUAAAAUACUAACGGAAGAACAUUGUAGCACUUUACCACUACAAAAAUGUGCAGUGACUUAUUUUAUUAGACUCUUACAGCAUACCACUUCACAUUUACUGGGUGAUUUAUCUUUAGUUUUCUUUCUUAUUAUAAAAGCAUUAUCCAUGUUCAUUUUUAUAAGAGGGAACAUGAAGGAAAGACAUGCUAGUGAAGGUCUUUAUGUGCUGUGAUACCAUUCACAUGCCUUUACAAAUAUGUGUGUGUUUUGUGUGUGUAUACGCACGCAUAUACAUAUAUAUCCAUAUGUGCAUCACCCAGUAUGUGUAUAACUCUUGUAAAAUUAACUAACUUCUGCCACACCACCCAUAAAGACAGCAAUACUCACCCAAAUUGAAAAGGUAGGGGGACACCAACAGUUAUGUGAUCGU
Molecule: messenger RNA, 1182 nt
Organism: Cricetulus griseus (Chinese hamster)
Lineage: Eukaryota; Metazoa; Chordata; Mammalia; Rodentia; Cricetidae
Source: RefSeq, a predicted model, not a curated record